Molecule: messenger RNA, 1569 nt
Organism: Coniophora puteana RWD-64-598 SS2
Lineage: Eukaryota; Fungi; Basidiomycota; Agaricomycetes; Boletales; Coniophoraceae
Product: cytochrome P450
Exons: 11
Coding region: 70-1455 (461 amino acids)
Molecular function (GO): iron ion binding; monooxygenase activity; oxidoreductase activity, acting on paired donors, with incorporation or reduction of molecular oxygen
Source: RefSeq, a predicted model, not a curated record
AAGAAGCGCCAGGACAAGCCGUAUCCGCCCGGACCGAAACCACUUCCUGUCAUUGGCAAUGUGCACCAGAUGAACGCAUCGCGAGCGUGGCUGACGUAUACGGAGUGGAAGGAUGUUUACGGCGAUAUCGUGUACUGCAAGAUGUUCGGAACGGACGUGGUUGUCCUGAACACCGUGGAGGUAGCUGAAGACCUGCUGGAAAAGCGAUCGGCGAAUUACUCGGACAGACCGCAGAUGGGCAUCGUUGAGCCAUACGGCAUGACGUACAACGGAGCAAUGUACAACCACAACGACCUUUGGCGAGCGCACCGGCGAGUCACGCACCAGGGGCUGCGCCCGAACGGAGUGGUGGCUUUCCUCCCGAUGCAGCUUCGACGUUCGUCUGAGCUAGUUCAUAACUUGGCAACUUCACCCGAUGCGUACUGGCGUCACUUCCAAAGAUUCUCGGCAGCCGUCAUCCUAUCGUCAAUGUAUGGGCACGAGCUGGGAACAGGCGAGGACCCUAUUCUGAACAUAAUCGAAGAGGGCAUGGAGCUCGUCGUCGCCAUUGGAUCCCCUGAUAAUGCCCUUCUCGUUGACACACUUCCCUUCCUGAAGUACAUACCGACUUGGCUCCCUGGAGGCUUCUAUAACGCCAAAUCAUGUGCUAAGAAGCUGGCGGAAAUGACUACCAUACCUUUCGAAGGGCUCAAAAAGAGGAUUGCCACGGGGCCGUGUGGGCAUUCUCUCGCUGAAGACGCGCUCGCGCGAUUCCAAGACACAGGCAAGAUUGAGAACUUCGAGCAGGUUAUUAGAGACUGCUGUGGCACGGCGUAUGCCGCUGGCCAAGAGACGACCGCCUCGACACUCAUCAUCUUCUUGCUUGCCAUGGUCCUCAAUCCGGACGUUCAGGCACGAGCACGUGCGGAGAUAGAUGCCGUUGUUGGAACCGAGAGGAUUCCGACCUUCGAAGACCGGGGGACAUUGCCUUACGUCGAAGCUGUGUAUCAGGAGACCUUGAGAUGGAGGCCUGUUGUACCGCUUUGUAUCCCACACUGUACAACGAAGGAGGACAUCUAUAACGGGUACUACAUUCCCAAACAGGCGAUAAUCAUCCCGAACAUCUGGGCCAUGUCUCAAAACCCUGACAAGUUCCCGUCUCCUUCCGAAUUCAGGCCUGAGCGCUUCCUCGACGCCAAUGGGAAACUUACGGGUGACACCUCAGACUUCGUCUUCGGCUUCGGCCGCCGCCUCUGUGUCGGGCGCCACUUUGCCAGCGCCUCGGUAUGGGCAGCAAUGGCGCGCAUGUUGUCCCUCUUUGAGAUGAAGAAACCAAAGAACGAACAUGGCGACGAGUUUGCUCCAAACCCGGAGUGGACUACUGGCCUGACGUCUAUCCCAAAGCCAUUCCCGUGUAGUAUUGUUCUAAGGCGACCGUACAACGGCGAGUAUGAUAUUUUCGCUGAUUCUGCUUGAAAAUGAAUUGUAGCUUUGGCAACGUACGGGCUUUUCUACCUUACAUGUUCACGAUAUCUAAUUCCAUUCGGUAUAUACCUCCAUGUUUCUGUACGAAUUCAAGUGUGAUCCCAA